Spea bombifrons (plains spadefoot toad) is the source of this 1606-nucleotide messenger RNA. It is a transcript of the gene PLIN2, whose product is annotated as perilipin 2. Lineage: Eukaryota; Metazoa; Chordata; Amphibia; Anura; Pelobatidae. Gene Ontology annotation, biological process: positive regulation of triglyceride storage; lipid storage. The transcript has 7 exons. Bases 16 to 1296 code for a protein of 426 amino acids. Gene Ontology annotation, cellular component: cytosol; lipid droplet. The record is from RefSeq and is a predicted model, not a curated record.
GGUUUUUUUUCUAAAAUGGCAUCCGAAGUUGAGCAGCAACAGCAGCAGCAUCAGCAGCAGAAUGCAGUUGUCAGGUUAAUUAACCUGCCUUUGGUGAGCUCCACCUAUGACAUGGUGUCUAAUGCUUACACCAACACAAAAGAUAAUCAUCCAUACUUGAAGUCUGUCUGCGAUGUGGCUGAGAAAAGUGUGAAGACCAUCACCUCGGUGGCAAUGGUUGGCGCCAUGCCUAUCAUACAGAAGCUGGAGCCUCAAAUUGCUAUUGCCAACAGCGUGGCUUGUAUCGGCCUGGAUAAAAUUGAAGAAAAGCUCCCUAUCCUCUAUCAGCCUAGUGACAAGGUUGUGUCCAGUGCAACAGAAGUAGUGGUUGGUGCCAAAGACACUGUCAUUAAUGGAAUUACAGGAGUGGUUGAUAAAACAAAGGGUGCUGUCCAUGACAGUGUGGAAAUGACAAAGGCUGUUGUGAAUGGCAGUAUAAACACUGUGCUUGGAAGCAGUGUGGUGCAGAUGAUGAGCAGCACCGUUAACACUGCCCUCACAAAGUCCGAGUCCUUGUUGGAACAAUACUUGCCGCCAACUGAUGAAGAGAUGGCCGUAGAAGCAUCUAAAACUGAAGGCUUUGAAGUUGGAACUGAAAAACCCAACUAUUAUGUCAGACUGGGUUCCCUGUCUUCUAAAGCUCGUAAGCGUGCCUACCAGCAGGCUGUCAAUCGGAUGAAGGAUGCAAAAUCAAAAAGUCAAGAAACAAUUACUCAAUUGAACAAGACUGUUGAUCUUAUUGAGUUUGCAAGGAAGAACAUGAAUGAUGCCAACCAGAAGAUCCAUGGUGCCCAGGAAAAGCUGUACAGUGCUUGGAUGGAAUGGAGAAAGGGCUCAGGGGAGACUGAAGGGCCAGAGAGUGCUGAGCAAAUUGAGUCCCGUACUCUAUCAAUUGCACGAAAUUUGACACAGCAACUUCAGACCACUUGUCUCUCCCUGGUUACAAGUGUACAAGGGCUACCACAGAACAUCCAAGAAAAGGCUCACAAUGUUAGCACCAUGGCUGGAGAAGUGUACCAAAACUUCCGUUCCGCUUCCUCCUUCAGGGAAGUUUCUGACAACCUUCUCACAACCAGCAAAGGCCAGCUCAAGAAAAUGAAAGAGUCUAUGGAUGACAUGAUGGACUAUUUGGUCAACAAUACACCACUCAACUGGCUGGUAGGUCCCUUUUACCCCCAGUUGGGUGGGUCUCCGCAUGGUGAACAAGAAUGUGAUGGGGCAGAUAAACAAAUGAGCCAGGAGGAAAGACUGAAUUAAAUUCCACAUAUCACACUCUGCACUUAAAUAUUUGCAAGACAUGGGUGAAUUCUAUUUCUGCUCUUCUGGAUUUCAAGCAAUAGCUUGUAUUACCACAUGGGCUUUAAAGCCAAGUCUUGAAGACUGUCUUUGAAGCCUAACUUUGCAGCAUCACAAGAAAAACUCUUGCCUAACAAGCGCUGCUGUAUUACAUGCUCGUCUAACUUUGUCCUAAGUGUUUACGUCACUCACACAACCUACACUAAUUUUGUAAACCCUAACUUUUGUAUACCUUUUUGUAUCUGCAAUAAACACAUCAGCAUUAGAUAAA